This is a messenger RNA of Etheostoma cragini (Arkansas darter), 3461 nucleotides long. It is a transcript of the gene glis1a, whose product is annotated as zinc finger protein GLIS1. Gene Ontology annotation, cellular component: nucleus. Gene Ontology annotation, biological process: regulation of transcription by RNA polymerase II. Gene Ontology annotation, molecular function: DNA-binding transcription factor activity, RNA polymerase II-specific; RNA polymerase II cis-regulatory region sequence-specific DNA binding. The record is from RefSeq and is a predicted model, not a curated record. The coding region runs from base 560 to 2362 and encodes 600 amino acids. NCBI's taxonomy places the organism in Eukaryota, Metazoa, Chordata, Actinopteri, Perciformes, Percidae. The transcript has 9 exons.
UGUCAUUAGCUAGCUAGCUAAGAGAUGCGCAUUUAUUUUAAGGAAUAGAGUAACUGCGGUCACCAUUAACAAUGUGAAUUAUCUUCUACAUCACACAUUUAAAAGUCUGAUUUGAGAUUAGUAGCUAAACACUUUUUUGUUUAACAAAACCGCUGUUUUUAACGAUCAGAUUUAACGAAGUUCUCCGGGAGAAAAUGUUAGCUAACUUGAGAAGAUACUUUUUUGCUUUGAUGGUAGCCUAUACCUAGCGAAAAACAGGCUUUUGAGCUCAGGCAUCUUUCGGAGAGGAUUAUCCAACAUGAAAGCAGCAGGAAAACAAGCGCAGCAUGAGAGAUGACUGACCACGCAGCAGCUUGGAACAAAUGACAGAAGAUUACACAUGCUGGGCUUGAGAAGAUGCCAGCAGCUGAAAAUGAACCUAAUUUGAUUACAUUUGAGAACUGAAAGAUGCUGGAGAUUGGUUUCCCUCCAAUGGAUUCCUAAAGUUGCUCCAGGAGAAUCGGCCUCAACAAUUUUACUGAAGGAUCUCUUGGUGUAAGUCAGCGAGUGGGGGGCCAGGAUGUGGCCCCCUGACCUCGGACCUCCAGACGUCCAGCUAACUCUUCCUGGUUUUGGAAGUGUGUUUGAGGAUGCGGAAGACCUUCAGGCGCCACUAUCUUCUGGUGGCUUUUGUCAGUCCUCCAUACCUUCAGGUGGUCAGGGUGUGUGCUGUCUUCCAAGGUCUUCCCUGUCCCUGUCCUCGCUGGGCCGGGACCUCACUUCCCUGCUCAGCUGUAAGACCGUUGGAUCCCACAUAGAAAAGCCUAUGGAAGACUCAGCGCACACAGACCCUAAAAACAACACCGAAAAGUAUAGCUGUUACCCCCAGCCCUCCCUCUCUUUAUCCUAUGUGCUCACUAGCCGUGCCACUUCGCCCCCUUUUGGCUCGCCACCCUCCUCUCUUUCCUCUUCCUCCUCUUCAUCAGCUUUAUUUUUUACCUCUUCCUUGCCUCUUUCUGAUGCACCUGGUGGCAACAAGACUUCGAAUCUACAACAAAAGAUACAGGAGGAGUGUCACUCAAUAAAGCAAGAGCCUGCAGAUGAUUUCUCGGCAUGUAAGAGGGAACCAUUUCAAGUUAACAACCAGCAAGGGGAGCUGUUUUAUGUGGACCAGGCCCUCCAAGGUCAGGACAGCACCUCACUUAAUUACCCAAGGCUUAACGGACCCAUAGGCCACAACCCCACAGUGGACCAACAGGACCAGCCAUGCCAUUGGAUCGACUGUAGUGCCACUUACAGCAGCCAGGAGGAGCUGGUGAGGCACAUCGAGAAGGUGCACAUCGACCAACGCAAAGGGGAAGAGUUUUCCUGUUUCUGGUCCGGCUGCGUGCGACGCUACAAACCCUUCAAUGCUCGCUAUAAGCUGCUCAUCCACAUGAGGGUCCACUCUGGAGAAAAACCCAAUAAAUGCAUGUUUGAGGGCUGCUCCAAGGCGUUUUCACGUCUGGAGAACCUGAAGAUCCACCUGAGGAGCCACACAGGAGAGAAACCGUACAUCUGCCAGCAUCCUGGCUGUCUCAAGGCCUUCAGCAACUCUAGUGACCGGGCAAAACACCAGCGCACACAUCUGGACACGAAGCCGUAUGCCUGUCAGAUCCCAGGAUGCACCAAACGCUACACCGAUCCCAGCUCGCUACGAAAGCACGUCAAAGCUCAUUCAGCCAAAGGCCUUCAGGAGAGGGAGGUCAAGGUUCAGGUGCACACAAUGCUGGAAUCGGACAUAUUGAGCGACUGUCUGGCAAGGAAACAUCUCCACCAAGGAAGCGGUUCACCUUUACCCAGCCUAGAUGACUUCACAGGUGCGUACUCAGACAGCAGCUCUGUCCACAAUCGGACAAAUUUGGAGUUUCUCCCUCCAUCAGCAAACACCUGCUCGAGGUAUCGAAGCUUGGAGGGAAACGCCAACAGCCCAAUAUCUUCAAUUACAAGCGCAGGGAGGAUUCGAGAGGGGAACAGACCCACAUCGUUGUUCAUGCCCACUGACGUCAACCCCAUGAGCUCCUCAUCAGACAGAGGGGACGUCCAGCUGCAGGGUUACCACAAAACCUACCACCACCAACAAGUAUUCUCACAGCAGCAAGGAUGUCUGUACGGAGAAGGAAAGGUUGUUCAACCAGUCAGCGAAGAAGGCUUCGAACCUGCUAGUUACUUCACAACCUCGUGCGCAUCGCAUUCCACAGGGUUCGACUUGCUGCAGGACCUGCAGGGCCAGGCCGGGGCCGGUUAUUCCAUGUCUCCCUGCUCAGACGACAGCUUCCUUUUCCAGGCGGGAGGCGUCGACCGCUGCCUCAACCAGAUCUACUCCAUCUAUCUGGACUCAUGAUGACCCACCCAGGACCAAAGCAAACUGAAUCAGUAAUCACUUUGUUUUCCUGAGAACAGAAUGCAGCUUGUAUGAUGUGUGGCUGCAGACAAUCACAACAAUAUACUGUUUAUGCAAGGCUGAAGUUGAAAUGUUCUUCUUGACAGAAAAUAUGUCAGGGGGAGUUUUAAUGGUACAAACAAGAUGUAGAAUUGACUAGAGGCAGAGCGGCCGGCAAAGAGGAAAUCUGUUCGGAUUAUAAAUGUGAACAGCAAGUGAGUUUUUUUUUAUUCAGAGAUGGUCACAGCAUUUGUGAGAUGGAUAGAAUGAGCUAUGAACUUGUAUUUGCUGGUUUGAUCUGUUGGGAAGCCGUGUAGUUAGCUCUCUGGCUCUAGUGACGUUAAACUCUGCCUUCGAGGAAAUGUGAAAACAGCAAGAGAAAUUGGUAAACCAUGCAAAGAGGUUAAAACUGGGCUGACGUGAAAUGGUAUCAUGGCCAGAAAGAUAAGUGUAAUUCCCCAAAAGUCAAACUAAUCCUUUAAGGUUGUAGCAUGUAACCAUGCCAUACUGAGAAACCUCCAACUGUAAUUAAUUUACUUGUUGCUGCACAGAAGGGAACUGCAGUAGAACCUGUAGCAAUGCUGCCACCCAGUGUCUGAAUGACUGUAUAUAAAUGUACUUUACCGUCUGUGGUCACAGAUCAGUGUUGAUGACUCCUGGGACUUAAAACUGACACACAAAAACAACAGAAACUGCACUAAAAUGUGUCUAUGAUUUGUCUGUCAUAGACUGAAUGGUGCCAACAAAUCGGUUCAAUAUAUGUAAUCCAACAAUGAACAAGACAAUAUCGUAAUCUUUUUUUUAUAUAUUGUCUCUUCGGUUCCCUUUACAUGUUUGUUGUAUCGGUGUUCUAUUCAGUGAGAGGGAGGUGUGCAUUGUUUACAAUAACUUCUCUGCACUCUACUACACAGUCUCAUCACAGAGAAAAUUACCAACCAAAUGUUUACACUGAUUUUGUAGCAAUUCAGAGAUUUUCUUAUUGGUGUCAUUGAACAGUGUAUAUAGACUGUGUAAAAAUGCUCCUGUCUUUUAUAUCUAAAUAAAUAAAUUGCUUUGUAUA